AUGAUCUCAAUUACUUCUAUAUUGACAGAUGUUUCAUAUAAGAUAUUUGUCUAUUUUAAAAGUAGCAUUUUUAAUCCUGUGUUAAAAGCUACACUAAGACAUGAGAAUAUUGUAAAUGUUUAAGACAAUACUUUACUCUCUAAAGAAGAAAAAUUAAGAUUAUCAUCUCCAAACAAAAUGUCAAAUGAGCAUAAAGCCCUUCUUCUUAAAACAGCUCUACUCACUAGAAUUUUUAUUGGUAUAGCAUUUUUGGCUGGCAAUUUAGAAAUUUUAUGGAAUCUACUAAAUAUGCUUUAACAAUUAUCGUAGUUAAAAUUUCACAAUUUACAAUUCCCAGUUAAUUUGUUUGUCUACUUUGAAAUAUUUACUAUUAGUUCACUUGCUCCCAUAAUAGACGGUUUAUAAACGGAUGUGUCUUUUGAGGAUUUAUUUGAUUUCAAAUUUCCAAUCAUACAAGCAAAAUGGAAAUUUGAAUACUAUGAAAUCAAUUGUCAUUUCUUUUGA
Messenger RNA from Paramecium tetraurelia, 504 nucleotides. RefSeq lists its product as uncharacterized. The record is from RefSeq and is a predicted model, not a curated record. The transcript has 2 exons. Lineage: Eukaryota; Ciliophora; Oligohymenophorea; Peniculida; Parameciidae.